AUGGUAUAUUAUAUUGAAUUUUCUCUAGCCUUUAUCUUUGAAAUGCAAGCAAUUGCCAUUUCAAUGUUUAUAUUUAUAUAUUUUGCUCAAAAUCCAAGAAUUCGUUUGAAACGACAACAUCAUAGUUGGCUUGUCUUAUUGUCUAUGAAUUUCUUACAAUUAAUAUUAGAUUUACCUGUAGCGAUGAGUUUUUAUUAUCGAGAAAGAGUUUGGCCUGAAUCAAAUGCAUUUUGUUUAGCGUGGGUAUGGUGGAGUUUUUCUGCUGAUGCAAUAGCAUUAUAUUUAAUGGUAUGGAUAGCAAUUGAAAGACAUUUACUUGUUUUUCAUUCUCAAGAAUUACUUCGUGGACAAUGGAGAAAAUUAUUAUUUCAUUAUAUACCCAUCAUUAUUUGUCUUAUAUGGCCACCAAUUGUCUAUCUCGGCUUAGUUGUCUUUCCUGCACAAUGUACAAAUGCAUGGGACUUUGGAACACUUCUUUGUGGACCACCCUGUUACACUUAUACAGGAACUUAUGGUAUAUAUGAUUUUAUUUCUAAUGUUAGUGUUCCUCUUCUACUUAAUGUUUUGAUAAAUAUUUUAUUAAUUAUUCGAGUAAUCAAAGGAAAAAUGUCUCGUCAACCAGGUAUUGACUGGCGACGACAUCGUAAAAUGAUAUUACAAUUUUGGGCAAUUUCGACACUUCAUAUAGCACUUUGGUCACCUCUUGUAACAGUAAGUCUUAUUCAAAUGACUGUAGACCCUUUAUUUAUGAUCGAUCAAUAUACUACAUUGGAAUAUAUUUUAUAUUAUAUGCCACUUAUAUUACCAGCAACAUGCUUAUUUGGUAUGCCUGAAAUAGUUAACAAAAUAAAGGAUUUUCUCUUUAAACGAAGAACAAAUGUGGUUACUGUAGGUGAUUUAGCUCGUACACGACAAACACGACAAACACAACAAAAUGUUACUGUUCGUUGA
This is a messenger RNA of Adineta steineri, 951 nucleotides long. The record is from the annotation of a GenBank genome assembly. Lineage: Eukaryota; Metazoa; Rotifera; Eurotatoria; Adinetida; Adinetidae.